CUGUGAUCGGCAGCGAAUUAUUUUUACCAUAUUUUCAUACACAAUGGCGCCUUACGAUAGUGAAUCCUCUGGUGGAGAGGAGGAAGAAGAAUAUACCGAGACCAACGUACUUCUAGGCUAUGCAUCCAAAGAUGCGGAAGAAGACACGAUAAGUCGUCUUGGUGGCCGACCAGAAUGGCUCGAUCCCGAUGCGCCACCGUCUGGGGCCCUUGCGAGGUGCAAAAUCUGCAAGGAACUGAUGGUUCUUCUUCUACAACUCAAUGGCGAACUCCCCGACCGAUUUCCCGGCCACGAACGACGGCUCUACGUCUUCUCCUGUAGGCGGAAGAACUGCCGGCGCCGAGAUGGAAAUAUUCGCGUUCUGCGCGGGGUACGGGUUGCGCCUGGAAGUAAGACCGUGACGGAAAAGAAAGUGGAAAAAGAGGAGGAGAAGGAUAAGGUGGCGAAAGAAGAGCUAGAGCCUCCCACAAACCUGGGAGAGACGCUCUUCGGCGCGAAAACACUGGGUUCCUCGAAAUCAGCGAACCCUUUCUCAACAUCGGCAUCGACCUCAAGCAACCCGUUUGCCAGCUCAAGCAACCCCUUCUCCAGUCCUCCUCCAAUCGAAGCCAAGUCUAAGCCUGCCGAGACACACUCAAAAGAGUCAACCCAAGAAUCCAUCAAAGACCUCCCCAAGACCUUCGCAGAAACCCUCUCCCUAAACAACUUUCAACCCACCUCCGGCCCCCUUCCCCCGCCCGAGCCCUGGCCAGCAGAGAAGGAAUUCCCCGCCGCAUACCCGAUAUCGUAUCUGACCGACGCCGACUACGAAACCCUCGAGCCCACCCCUCCACCUGUCUCGCAAGCCACGGCACGCAUGGACAUCGACGACCCGGCAACUGCAAGCGGGGGCAAGGAAGACCGCGAAGUCUUCGAGUCAUCCAUGGACUUCGACUUUCAAAAAUUUGCCGACAGGCUCGCGCAGAACCCGGAGCAGGUUAUUCGGUAUGAGUACGGCGGCCAGCCACUACUCUACUCAAAGACGGAUGCCGUGGGCAAGCUGUUUGGCCUGGGGGGAAGGGUCAUACCGCGGUGCGGGAACUGUGGUGCGGGGAGGACGUUCGAGGUGCAGUUGACGCCAAAUGCAAUUGCCGAGUUGGAGGCGGAGGAUAUGAGUCUGGAUGGUAUGGACUGGGGGACGGUGAUAGUUGGGGUUUGUGAGUCGGAUUGUCAAGCAAGGGCGGUGGAUGAGGGAAAGGCUGGGUAUCUGGAGGAGUGGGUUGGUGUGCAGUGGGAGGACCUUACUUCGACGAGAUAGAAUGCGGCCGCUGGGCUGUAGAUGAUUGACGAUUGAUUGCGGCUCACAAAAGUGCCCCUCAGGGCAGAGUGAAUAAUAUGGCUCGAUUUUCUCUUGACCCAAUUAUCUAAGUAGCAAAACGUCGCUCUGCGUAUUCACUUGGUCGGCCGCAGUGACCUUGCUUGGUUGAAAGCCUUAGUAAUGUAUUACACAACUACAUAAGAGAAACUAUUGCGUUCCCCAGACAGUGUGCUGGGCGCAGCGCUUGGGCCAAUUGCCCAUAGAUAGCCCUUCCGUAGCUGCAGCCUCUGGGACUUAGUCUUAUCAUCACCAAUACAACCCUCUUGUUUAUAUUGUCCACA
Messenger RNA from Pseudomassariella vexata, 1638 nucleotides. RefSeq names its product programmed cell death protein 2. The record is from RefSeq and is a predicted model, not a curated record. Bases 44 to 1297 code for a protein of 417 amino acids. The transcript is spliced from 2 exons. Gene Ontology annotation, cellular component: cytoplasm. Lineage: Eukaryota; Fungi; Ascomycota; Sordariomycetes; Amphisphaeriales; Pseudomassariaceae. Gene Ontology annotation, biological process: maturation of SSU-rRNA.